AUGAUGGCUACAGCUGGUGGAGCGAAGGGGGAUGAUAACGGGCAGGAAGGUGAAAGGCCACAGAAGAAGCGACGUCUAUCACCAGAGUCUCCCAACACAAAAGACGAAGUGAUGGAAGAAAUCAACGACAGCUGGCAAAACACCCCCUCGUUUUUCACCGUCGAACCCUUCACGCCGCCUGUCAAGAACCCAAUCCCACGAGUCUCUGCCGAAUCCCUCUCCAUCGAAGCUUUUCAGUCCUAUUUCACGAAACCUCGCCCAGACGGAGGCCCAGGCCCAGCUCCCCUGGUCAUCACAGGUCUAGUAGACCACUGGCCGGCACUCACCACGCACCCCUGGAACAAGCCAGCUUACCUCUUAUCUCGCACGCUCUCCGGCCGGCGGCUUGUCCCCGUCGAGAUCGGCCGCAGCUAUGUCGACGAAGGAUGGGGUCAGAAGAUCAUCUCAUUCGGCGAAUUCCUGUCCAAGUACAUUGACGCCUCCAUCUCUUUCACCCCUUCCUCUUCCAACACUUCCCCUUCCUUCUCCUCGUCCUCAGCCCAACCGAAGUCCCCUGAAGACAAAACCCAAAUAGCCUACCUAGCCCAACACCCCCUCUUCCUCCAACUGCCCCGUUUGCGCCAAGACAUCUUGAUCCCGGACCUCUGCUACACCGCGCCUCCUCCACACCCCACGGACCCGUCGCAGGAUCAACCGGAACUUGACUCGCCGCAACUUAAUGCCUGGUUUGGGCCACCGGGCACGAUCACGCCGCUGCAUACGGAUCCGUAUCAUAACUUGCUGGUGCAAGUGGUGGGGAAGAAGUAUGUGCGGUUGUAUGGGCCGGAGAUGACGGGGAGGAUGAGGCCGAGGGGAAAGGAGGGGGGCGUGGAGAUGGGGAAUACUAGUAAGGUUGAUUUGGGGGUUGUUGAGGGGUGGGAUAGGCUGGAGGGAGAGGGAAUGGGAGAGGAGAAGGAGGAAGGGCAGGAAGGGGAGGAAGAGAAUAAUGAAAAGGGCUGGGAGGACGACUUCAAAAAGGUGCCGUUUGUGGACUGUAUCUUGGAGCCGGGUGAUACGCUUUAUAUACCGAUUGGGUCGUGGCAUUAUGUUAGGGGGUUAAGUAGCCUUUCUCUUCUCGCCCUCUCCGCCGCUUGCGUCGCCGUCCUCGCCAACACCUUCCAAGGCGAUGGCUACCCACUCAUUGCCUCGCUCGCGCUCAGCGGGCUGGCAUUCAGCGCAACUUUCUCCAUGAUCCGAUGGCUCGGGCCAACCUUUAUGAAAGCCGGCCUGAAGGGCGUGGAUAUGAGCAAACACCAGAAGAAGGAGCUGCCCGAGUGCAUGGGCGCGAUAGCGGCCAUGGUGUACUUGCUGGCGGUUAUCAUCUUUAUCCCGUUCCCGUUUUACAAGGACAUCGUGGCGGCGACUAGCGGAGGCGGGAAUAGGGAUGUGGUGAUGCAUGUCGAGCAUGUACAGGAGGGGAGGUUCUUACAUCGGUUUCCUCAUUCAAAGCUCGCCUCGUACCUCUCCGCCGUCAUGGCCCUCCAAUCCAUCUCCCUCCUCGGCAUCGGCGACGACCUCUUCGACAUCCGUUGGCGACACAAAUUCUUCAUCCCGGCCUUCGCCUCCAUUCCCUUACUCGUGGUCUACUUUGUCGAUUUCGGCGUCACCUCGGUCGUGAUCCCGCUCCCCCUGCAACCCUACCUCGGCGAACUCUUCAACCUCGGCGCGCUUUACUACGUCUACAUGGCCUCGGUCGCCAUUUUCAGCCCCAACAGCAUCAACAUCCUGGCGGGAAUCAACGGCAUCGAAGUCUCACAGUCCAUCGUCAUCGCCCUGCUGCUCGCCUUCAACGAUUGUCUCUACCUUUUGACGCCCUACCUGCACCCGGCGACCGACUCCCACUUGUUCUCGCUUUACUUCCUUAUCCCCUUCUUGGGCGUCUCGUUCGCGCUGCUCUGGCACAACUGGUACCCCGCCCGCGUCUUUGUCGGGGACACGUACUGCUAUUUUGCGGGCAUGGUCUUUGUGGUGGUCAGCAUCUUGGGGCACUUCAGCAAGACGUUGAUCCUGCUCUUGAUUCCGCAGAUCUUCAACUUUGUGUACUCGGUUCCGCAACUGUUUGGGCUGGUGCCCUGUCCGCGCCAUCGUCUGCCGCGGUUUAAUGCGCGCACGGGAUUGUUGGAGCCGAGCGUUACCCCCUGGACACCUGAGAGACAACCGAAGCCGCCGGUGGCGUGGGCGCUGAAGACGCUUGAUAAGCUAAAGUUGUUGCGGGUGACGCUGGAUGAGGAGGGCAGGUUCGUGGAGACGAGUAACUUUACGAUUUUGAACUUGUGGUUGGUGUGGAGGGGUCCGUUGCGGGAGGAUAGGCUGGCGAUGGAGAUUACGGGGAUGCAGGUGGUGGUGGGACUGUUUGGGUUGUUUGUGAGGCAUCGGUUGGCGUUGAUUGUGUUUAAGCAGGACAAUUUGGGGGUUUGA
Molecule: messenger RNA, 2457 nt
Organism: Neurospora tetraspora
Lineage: Eukaryota; Fungi; Ascomycota; Sordariomycetes; Sordariales; Sordariaceae
Exons: 3
Coding region: 1-2457 (818 amino acids)
Biological process (GO): dolichol-linked oligosaccharide biosynthetic process; protein N-linked glycosylation
Cellular component (GO): membrane
Molecular function (GO): UDP-N-acetylglucosamine-dolichyl-phosphate N-acetylglucosaminephosphotransferase activity
Source: RefSeq, a predicted model, not a curated record